CCGCGGAGGCCCCGCCCCCCCACCGGCCGUUGCCGGGAGACCGGAGGGACGCGCGAGCCGGGCCGCCAUGGCGAGGCCUCGUCUCACUGCCCCCACGUCGGCCGAGGCCGAGCUGCUGCUGCUGCAGAGACAAGCACUGUUGGAGGAGGAGGUGGCCAAAGCCAAGAGGGCGCUGCUCACUCGCUUCCUGCAGGAGAAGCUGACCCGGGAGGAGCAGAGCAGCAGAUGGGGUCUCCACAAGGUCAGCACGCUCUGGCGCUCGGCCCAGCGCAAGGCCAAGGACCAGGAGCUGCGCCAGGACAUCGAGAUCCUCAGCCAGACCUUCACACGGGUCAUGGACUGCAAGGAUGGCACCAUUGAGGCGCUGGUGACGGAGCUGAAGGAAGCAGAGGAGCAGCAGAACCGAGCCCUGCGCAGCCACCUGGACCUCACAGACCAACUGCUGCACCUCCAGCGCUGCCGCCUGGGCUACCUGGAGCAGGGCUUUAGUGCCCAGGUGGGCGCCCUGAAGGCCGAGUUUGAGGCUGAGAGGAGGACCAUGCUGGAGCAGCAAGACUGGGAAAGCCGGGUCCUGCAGGACAUGGCGCUGGCCACGGAGCAGGAGCACGCCAGGAACGAGCAGGAGGCCUUGCUGAACUUCCAGAGCGCCCGGGACGACAUCAAAAACAAGUGCUGGCAGGAUCAGCAGUACAGCCGGCUGCAUCUGGGGGCCAGGCUGGAGGGGCUGUGGGAGCAGAUCCAGACAGCACGGAGGAACUACGCCCAGGCCACGGAGAAGAAGAAGGUGGAGUUUGAGGAGCUGAAGAGGAAGUGUGAGAGGACUUCCUGCGAGAUUAACGCACAGGCGAAGAGGCUGGAGAAGCUGCAGGACAUGGUUACGACCACUAGGGGCCAGAUCGUGGCUCACCUGCGGAAGAGCGAGGAGCAAACGCAGCGCAUCCGGGCCGAUCGGGAACACGCCUACCAGAAACUCCAACAGCUCCGGGCUCAGGUCACCCAGGCCAGCGCCACCGCUCACACCCACCUGGUCACACUCAGCUCCCAGUGCGGUGCCACCCUCAAGGUGCUGCAGCAGCUGGUGGAGAAGGCUCAGCGCCUCCUACGCCUGGCUGAGUUGUGCCGCAGGCUGGAGACAGAAGAGGAGAAGGUGCUGCCCUUCUACCCCUCCUCACUGGGUGAGCUGGAGCAGCAAAAAGCCCGCAGGGUCCUGGAGGAGACGGCCAGCGAGCCCCUGGCACGGGUCAUGAAGGACUACAUAGGGCUGGAGAGGUUCUGGCAGAGGUUCAACAAGGCCAAGCUGGAGGAGAAGGGGAUGGAGAGGGCACGGGCAGCCCUGGCAGACAGGAACCAGGAGCUAAGGAAGCUCCUCCAGCAGUACCUGGCGGGGGCUACAAUCAGCCAGAAGGUGCCCAAAGAUCCCCACCCCCUCCUUGCCCCAAAGCAAAAGCCCCACCCCCAGAAAUGAGGGAGGGAGCCACGCUCAGGGACACUGGGCAUGGUGCACCCCAUGGGGAAGGGUCAACCACCAGGACCCCUUUCCUGGCUCCAGCAGCUCCAGCUGAAGUGCCCUGGCAGACCUGCCUGUUGUUUGAGGACUCAGGGACUGUCACUUCCUGGAUAUGCCUUAAAAGAGCAAAACUGCCUGAAAA
This is a messenger RNA of Haemorhous mexicanus (house finch), 1649 nucleotides long. RefSeq names its product coiled-coil domain containing 65 (gene CCDC65). Gene Ontology annotation, cellular component: axonemal dynein complex; axoneme. Gene Ontology annotation, biological process: axonemal dynein complex assembly; cilium-dependent cell motility; regulation of cilium movement. Lineage: Eukaryota; Metazoa; Chordata; Aves; Passeriformes; Fringillidae. Bases 68 to 1465 code for a protein of 465 amino acids. The transcript is spliced from 9 exons. The record is from RefSeq and is a predicted model, not a curated record.